This is a messenger RNA of Trypanosoma cruzi, 503 nucleotides long. RefSeq lists its product as uncharacterized. The annotation marks the transcript as partial. The transcript has a single exon. The record is from RefSeq and is a predicted model, not a curated record. Lineage: Eukaryota; Euglenozoa; Kinetoplastea; Trypanosomatida; Trypanosomatidae.
CUACUCGAGCUUCACUUCAGCUGACGAGAGCGGAGGAGGAACUGACACGACUCAAUAACGCGGUUGCCAAUGAGAAGAGUUUGACUGGACGACAGAACAUAUGGCAAGCGAAGGAGCUUCACGCAAAGACGGAGGAUCUUCUUGCUGCCCAUCAGGAAAUGGCAAAAGAGCGUGGAGAGAUGAAGAAUGAACUGGCUUUAGUACAAGAAAAAGUUUAUCGCCUCAAAAACAAUGUACUUGUAGUAGAAAAGCAAAACCAGGUACUGAAUGGGACACUGCAGAUGCUUGAGGAGGAGGAUCAACUGAUGAAGACAACAUACAAUGAACGCAAGAACGAGGCGCUUGAAGAAAUGAACAAACAGUCAGCAAUCGUACGUCAACUUAACGCCGAACUUGAAGAGGCACGCGAGAAUCUUUAUUUGUUGAAUUCCAAAGUGUGCAAGGCUUGUCGUACAGCCAUUUUCCCAAGUGAUUUGCCAGACCCCUCCUCGAGAAGAGGGUAA